AUGGUUGAAUAAUUUUUUUCCGAUUUCCUUGGAUUCUACAGGCCUAACUUCAAGGUGUUUUCAACUAAUUAUAAAUUUAGAGAAAGUAGAUGGUUCAUUAACCAAAAAAACAAAUACAUUGGAGGAAUUAAAUUUGUAUUCAAUUGA
This is a messenger RNA of Paramecium octaurelia, 147 nucleotides long. NCBI's taxonomy places the organism in Eukaryota, Ciliophora, Oligohymenophorea, Peniculida, Parameciidae. The record is from the annotation of a GenBank genome assembly.